Dibothriocephalus latus is the source of this 246-nucleotide messenger RNA. The record is from the annotation of a GenBank genome assembly. NCBI's taxonomy places the organism in Eukaryota, Metazoa, Platyhelminthes, Cestoda, Diphyllobothriidea, Diphyllobothriidae.
AUGGUGGAAGCCGAAGCAGAAGAGGAGAUUGUAGAAGUUCCCAUUGAAGUCGCGCAGGAGUACGUGACGGGUCUGGUGGGCUUCGCACCUCUUCAGUUAUCCGAUGACCUAUGGACUGAGUAUAUCGCCGAAGAAGUUGGAGGCCUUCAUGUACAGACUGAAGGUCAAGCUGCAGGGCCGUCAAAAUGCUCUUUUCAACAAGCUGGAUGUGAGUUUGCGGUGGAGAUUUUACUUGCUUCCUGCUAG